Messenger RNA from Pseudophryne corroboree (corroboree frog), 3421 nucleotides. It is a transcript of the gene ZC3H7A, whose product is annotated as zinc finger CCCH-type containing 7A. Bases 144 to 2984 code for a protein of 946 amino acids. Gene Ontology annotation, molecular function: miRNA binding; protein binding; metal ion binding. Lineage: Eukaryota; Metazoa; Chordata; Amphibia; Anura; Myobatrachidae. The record is from RefSeq and is a predicted model, not a curated record. Gene Ontology annotation, biological process: miRNA processing. The transcript is spliced from 23 exons.
UGAGCGGCUUCGGCACACGUAUCAGAGGAGGCAGGAGAAGGAGAAUAACCGGCGGGCGCUGUAAUACCCGCAGUACUGAGUGAGUGGCUGCUCCGGUUCGAGAUUUGUGACGGCUUUUAUUAAUGUGAUGAGGACGAAGCACCAUGUCCUAUGUGCUGCCUGAGCGACUAAACCGGCAGGAAGACAUAAAGAAGGGGCUUCAGUUUAUUCAGUCCUCAUUACCAUACUUUGGUUCCCAGAAGGAAUAUGCAAUUUUUGUUCAGAAGCUGAUUAGAAACCUUUUCAAUGAAGGAAAUGACCUGUACAAAGAAGGACAGAAGAAGGACUCCAUAAACCAAUACUCAGAAGCACUCAGUAUAUCUAGCUACGCCACAAGUGAGGAAAUUGCUGUCACCAGCGAGACAUUGGAGAGGCUGCAUGUGAACCGGGCUACGUGUUACUUGGACAUGGGUUUACACGAGGAAGCUUUAAGAGAUUGCGAAGAGGCUUUAUGUAUUAAUAGCAAAAACCUGAGAGCACUGUAUUGCAAAUCCAAGGCCUUAUUUAUAUUAGAGCGGUACAAGGAGGCGUAUGAAGCCAUAGCCAGGUGCUCUCUCAUUGCCCCUAAGGAUGAGAGUGUGGUGACAUUAACCCAAGAACUAGCUAUGAAGAUUGGGCUGAAAAUCAGAAAGGCUUACGUCAGGGCUCAGCCUGGUGACCAGGUUACUCUUAUGGAUGCAGCUGAGAAGACAUCAGGUGGUUUAGCAGACAAACUAGAGCCAGAUUUGCCUGAGAUUGACGAUUACAACACUGCUCACUCAUCCUUCUCUGCAUUAAGUGUCGCUAAUGAAGCAUUAGAGCCGUCUCCUAUUCCGGUCUCCUCAGUCUCUCCCAGCGUGCGCCCUAUUUCCGAUGUGGGGCUUUUUCCCUCAGCACUGUCUAGUGAUGCAUCCGUUCUGUUCCCAAACUUACAUGAUGAAAUGAUUGGAGAUGAAUUGGAUCGCAUCCUUGAUUCUGUGCCAACGUCUGAUGACCUGAACAUGACUAACAAUACCAUAGGAGGAACAAGCAGAAUGAAUGCCUUUACAGCUCUGGACGCACUCCCAGUUUACCACAGUUAUUCAUAUUCCCAACUGGGGAUGCCUUCACUGGAUAGCUUUUCCCUUCGUCCAUUGUCUGUGAUAGGCUCCCAAAGAGAGGUGUCCAUAUUUGAUCACCUGAAUGGAACACCUAACACAAGUCUAGGAGAUGCACCUCUGUUCUCAAUGAAUGACAAUGCAUACUAUAUUCGACCUGUCAGCCCUAUAGAUGUUUCAGGAAUAUGUAAUAAAUCACCUUUCGUAGACUGCACUGUCAAUGGGGCACCAUCUCCUGUGUCAAGUGUGAGCCCCCUGAAAAGUACAAACCCUCUAGAAGAUACACAUGAGUUCAGACAGGUGUGUCCGCUCUGUUUCACCAAAGUGGGAUCAAAGUUACAAAGUGACAGUUACCUUCCCAACAUGGAUCAUAAAUGCAAGAAAGACAUUUUAAUAGGGAGGAUUAAAAGUCCUGCAGAUGAAAGCUGGAAAAGAAUAAGACCAAGACCAACAAAGAAUCAGUAUGCAGGACAAUACUAUAUAUGUAAAGAUGUUGCCCAAGGCACAGAUUGCACGUACCCAGGAUACUGCACGUUUGCAUAUUGCCAGGAAGAAAUUGAUGUGUGGACUCUGGAAAGAAAAGGGACAUUCUGCAGAGAAAUACUUUUUGGAGGCAAUGGAAAAGUCAGUUUCACAAUCCCCCACCUAUUGCAGGAAUACUGUGGGAUGUUUGUCUUCCUUUGUGAGAAAUGUUUUGAUCACAAACCCAGAAUUAUUAGCCAACAAAAUAAGGACAAGCCAUCCACUUGUUCACAUCCUGUGUCAAAACAUGGUUUUGAAGAAAAUAAGUGUCUUGUUCACAUGUUCAGAGACACUGUAGUAAAGUACUGCAAGAUCCGUCCAUUUAACAUUCACUUUGUGCUGGAUCUUUGUCGGCAUGAGGUUCGCUAUGGAUGCUUAAGAGAAGAUGACUGCUUCUAUGCACACAGCUUGGUGGAGCUCAGAGUCUGGGUGAUUCAGAAAGAGACAGAAAUUUCUUUUGAAGAAAUUGUACAGGAAUCUCAGAAUUAUUGGGCAAAGGAGUCCGCAGCACUAAAUCCCCAGCUGCUGAACAUUCACAGUAAUCACGGAUAUCCAAAAUUUAACAUUAAGUUUGUGUGCGCACAAUGCUGGAGAAACGGCCAAGUGAUUGAAGCAGACACAAACCGAAAAUAUUGCAGUGCAAAGGCAAGACAUACGUGGACCAGAGAUCGUCAGGUUGUGCUUGUGAUGUCCAAUGAGCGGAAAAAGUGGAUAUCUAUCCGACCAUGUCCGACAAAGAAACCAGUACCUGUUCAGUUUGAGUUGUGUCAUCAUAUUUUGAGUGGCAAAAAAUGCCAGUAUAUUGGAAAUUGUGCUUUUGCUCACAGCCAAGAAGAGAAAGAGAUUUGGACCUGUAUGAGAGAUCUAGGCAUUCAGGAUAUGGAAAAAUUGCAUGAGAAAUUGAUGAACAAGAAGAAGAUAGAGAAAGGAAAUGAGGUUUCAUGGCAAGCGAACAAGCAAAUUCACAUGCCCACUGACUACGCAGAAACUACAGUUGACUUUCAUUGCUGGCUUUGUGGUAAAAACUGCAACAGUGAGCGUCAGUGGAAGAGUCACAUCUCAUCAGAAAAACAUAAAGAGAAAGUAUUCCACUCAGAGGAUGAUCAGAACAUCUGGCAGCACCGUUUCCCCACUGGCGUCUUUACCGUAUGUAAAAGGUUCCUAUCUGGCUCAUGUAUUGAUGGAGAGAAAUGCCUAUAUGCUCAUGGAAAUGCAGAACUUCUGGAAUGGGAAGAAAGAAGUAAAGUUCUACACCAGAAACUAGUGAAAGCGUGCAAAGAUCAGCUCAUUAGGCCAGAUGAUAAUGACUUUGGAAAAUAUAGUUUUUUGAUUAAAGAUUUCAGUUAAACCUCUAAUUACAUUAGGAAUGAAAUACUAUGUGGAUACAAAUGUAGUAGAUUUAAAAAGCUCCUAAAAUUGUUAAGCAAUUUCUGCUCCCCUUGAUUUGGGUUACAUAAAGCAAAAGAUCAUUGUUGGAUUGGGCUAACUGUUACUAAAACCAUUACAGUUUGUUUGACCGUUAAUAAGUAAGGGAGCAAAGGAGCUACACUGAGAGAUGCCUUAAGUCAGCAUUGCAGACAGACACAUAGGUUUAAUUGAGGCACAACGCUAUGAAUCGCUUCCUGUCCCACAAACUAUUAAGGUUUUACGGUUAUUUUGAUUUUUCUUCAAAAACAUAUUUUUCAUGUGAUUAUUUUACGGAAACUUAGCCCAUUCCUGUCACAGUGUUCUGAAAUCAUAUGCUAGAACCAAAUGCAUUUUCUCUAGCAUCCAUAAGGGAUAUU